Micropterus dolomieu (smallmouth bass) is the source of this 365-nucleotide messenger RNA. RefSeq names its product ladderlectin-like. The record is from RefSeq and is a predicted model, not a curated record. The annotation marks the transcript as partial. The transcript is spliced from 3 exons. NCBI's taxonomy places the organism in Eukaryota, Metazoa, Chordata, Actinopteri, Centrarchiformes, Centrarchidae.
GAGCACUGCAACAGCCUGGGUGCCCACCUGGCCUCAGUCACCAACCCCAGAGAGCAUAGCUUCCUUCAGCAAAUCACACAGACAGCCGGUCAGAGCAUCGCAUGGCUGGGAGGCUUCAACCUACAGGGACGGUGGAUGUGGAUUGACCGUGAGGGUUUCUAUUACACCAACUGGUACUCCCCCUCCUCCUCCAGCAGCUACCCCUGCAUCUACUUACGCACCACCAAUGGUUGGGGUAACACCCAGUGUGGCUCAGCUUAUCGCUUCAUCUGUUCCAAGAACCCGUUCAGCUGUUAAAAUACAUACUGAACAUCUGGAACCUUGGGAUGUAUCAGCUGGGAUACUGUGGUGGGAAUGAGGGUGUU